AUGGCGUCUGACGCAUUAGCAGAUCAUGAUACAAAGUUAGAAGCGGUUUCAGGGAGGAGAGUCGCAGUCGUAGGUGCAGGAGUAAGUGGUCUUGCGGCGGCUUACAAGUUGAAAUCGAGGGGUUUGAAUGUGACUGUGUUCGAAGCUGAUGGAAGAGCAGGUGGGAAGCUGAGAAGUGUGAUGCAUAAUGGCUUGAUUUGGGAUGAAGGAGCAAACACCAUGACUGAGGCUGAGCCAGAAGUUGGGAGUUUGCUGGAUGAUCUUGGGCUUCGUGAGAAACAGCAGUUUCCAAUUUCACAGAAAAAACGGUAUAUUGUGCGGAAUGGUGUACCUGUGAUGAUACCCACCAGUCCCAUAGCGUUGGUCACUAGUAGUGUGCUCUCUACCCAGUCUAAGUUUCAAUUACUGUUGGAACCAUUUUUAUGGAAGAAGAAGGACUCGUCCUCAAAAGUGUCAGAAGCAUCUGCAGUAGAGAGUGUAAGCGGGUUCUUUCAACGCCAUUUUGGACAAGAGGUUGUGGAUUAUCUCAUCGACCCUUUUGUUGGUGGAACAAGUGCCGCGGAUCCUGAUUCCCUUUCAAUGAAGCAUUCUUUUCCAGAUCUUUGGAAUAUAGAGAAAAGUUUUGGCUCGGUUAUAGUCGGUGCAAUCAGAACAAAGUUUGCUGCUAAAGGUGGUAAAAGUGGCGAAACAAAAAAGGGUUCGCGCAGUUCAUUCUCUUUUAAGGGGGGAAUGCAGAUUCUUCCUGAUAUGUUGUGCAAAAAUCUCUCACAUGAUGAGCUCAAUUUAGACUCCAAGGUUCUCUCUUUGUCUUACAAUACUGAAUCAAGUCAGGAGAACUGGUCAUUAUCCUGUGUUUCUUAUAAUGAGACGCAGAGACAAAGCCGCAAUUAUGAUGCUGUAAUUAUGACGGCUCCUCUGUGCAAUGUGAAGGAGAUGAAGGUUAUGAAAGGAGGGCAACAGUUUAAGCUAAACUUUCUCCCGGAGAUUAAGUAUAUGCCUCUCUCGGUUAUCAUCAGUACAUUCACAAAGGAAAAAGUAAAGAGACCUCUCGAAGGUUUUGGGGUACUCAUUCCAUCUAAGGAGCAAAAGCAUGGUUUCAAAACUCUGGGUACACUCUUUUCCUCAAUGAUGUUUCCAGAUCGUUGCCCUAAAGACCUUCAUCUGUAUACAACUUUUAUUGGUGGGAGUAGGAACCAGGAACUAGCCAAAGCUUCCACAGAUGAAUUAAAACAAGUUGUGACUUCUGACCUUCAGCGACUGUUAGGGGUUGAAGGUGAACCCGAAUUUGUCAACCAUUUCUAUUGGAGCAAAGCAUUCCCGUUGUAUGACAGCAGCUACGAUUCAGUCAUGGAAGCAAUAGACAAGAUGGAGAAAGGUCUACCCGGAUUCUUCUAUGCAGGUAAUCAUCGAGGUGGGCUCUCUGUUGGGAAAUCAAUAGCAUCAGGCUGCAAAGCAGCUGAUCUUGUGAUCUCAUACUUGGAAUCUUGCUCAAAUGACAAGAAAACUUGA
Molecule: messenger RNA, 1509 nt
Organism: Microthlaspi erraticum
Lineage: Eukaryota; Viridiplantae; Streptophyta; Magnoliopsida; Brassicales; Brassicaceae
Source: the annotation of a GenBank genome assembly